Messenger RNA from Diceros bicornis minor, 1386 nucleotides. It is a transcript of the gene GJD4, whose product is annotated as gap junction protein delta 4. NCBI's taxonomy places the organism in Eukaryota, Metazoa, Chordata, Mammalia, Perissodactyla, Rhinocerotidae. Bases 1 to 1386 code for a protein of 461 amino acids. Gene Ontology annotation, cellular component: connexin complex. The record is from RefSeq and is a predicted model, not a curated record. The transcript has 5 exons. Gene Ontology annotation, biological process: cell communication.
AUGGAGCGUCUGGACUUGUUGGGAUUCCUCAUCGUCACACUGAACUGCAACGUGACCAUUGUGGGGAAGAUCUGGCUGAUCUUUACGAUACUGCUGCGGAUGGUGGUGGUUGUCCUGGCCGGGGCCCCCGUCUACCAGGAUGAGCAGGAGAGGUUCGUGUGUAACACUCUGCAGCCGGGAUGCGCCAAUGUUUGCUACGACAUCUUCUCGCCUGUGUCCCACCUGCGGUUCUGGCUCAUCCAGAGCGUGUCUGUUCUCCUCCCUUCUGCCGUUUUCAGUGUCUAUGUGCUCCACAAAGGAGCCGUGCUCGCCGCCCGUGGACCCUGCGCGCCAGAGGUCCGUCCCAGGGGUCAUGACCCCUCCGACCCGAUCGCUGGGGACAGGCGCUGCCCACCGCCCAGCAGGAAGGCGUGCAACCUGAACGUGCCAGACUUCUCCUCCGGCUACAUGGUCCACCUCUUUCUUCGGACCCUGACGGAGGCGGCCUUCGGUGCCUUGCAUUACCUCCUCUUUGGAUUCCUGGUCCCAAAGAGAUUCUCGUGCACCCGCCCUCCGUGCACCAGUGUGGUGGACUGCUACGUGUCCCGGCCCACGGAGAAGUCCAUCAUGAUGCUCUUCCUCUGGGCCGUCAGCGCGCUCUCGCUGCUGCUCAGCGUCGCCGACCUGGCCUGCAGCGCGCGGCGGCGGAUGCGCGGGGGGCCGGCCCGGGAGGGCGGGGCGGCGCGGGCCCCCCGGGGAUGGGGCCGCGCGGGGGGCAGGAGCCCGGGGCCGACGGCCGCGGCGGGCGGGUGGGCGGGAGGGGAAGGUGCCCGCAGCCCCACCGGGAGGUCGGCCCUGUCGGGGCCGAUGGAGCUUCCGGACGAGGACGAGAGUGAGGCGAUAUCCUCAGCCAGCGACAAGCCGGCCAGGCCAGGCCUGGAGCCGGGGGACAGGCCCCACGGAGAGGCCCCCCAGGACCCAGGCAGCGAGGGCCGCGCGGGGUCAGAGGAGCCUCCCGCAUCGCCCCGCAGCCGGCUGGCCCGGCGCCCCCCGUCCAGCCCGCUGCCGCCCCCCGCCCGGCCCCGCCCCGCGGGCAGUGUCCCCUCCCGCAUCGCCCGCCCGACGAUGCUUCCGGGGGCGCCCGCAGGUGGCGCGGCGAGCCGGCAGGGGACGGGUGGGCCGCGGGAGCCGCCCCUGGACCCCCGACUGCGGGAGACGGAGUUGGCUCAGGUCCCGGGCUCGCCGCUGGAGCCGCGCCUGGCGUGCACGCGCACGGAGCUCCCGGACCUAGUGCAGAGGAGAGAGCGCUCAGCUCAGGGGCCCUGCGAGUCUCCACGUUCCGGCCGCGCGGGUGAGAGACACCGAGAGUGUGGCCGCUGCACGUCCAUUGGAAGCUGCAAGCCGUGA